AUGAUGGUCAAGACUCCACAGAGGAAGCAGCAGGAUUGUGGAAACCAAUCCAAACCAAAGUCUUGCUUAAGUGUCUCAAUCCCUUUGAGGAUGUCCAGUUACAUAUUCAAGAGGCCAGUAACCAGAAUCACAUCCUAUCCUGGCAAUGAGGUCAGAUGCCAUCACUGGGAGGAAACCCUGGACAAGCCCCAGCAGAUGUGCUGGCAGAAGAGGCUGCAAGGUCUCCAGGCCUGCAGCAGUGCAGGGGAACUCUUAAGCACUUUGGAUCUUGCCAAAGCCUUGCAAAAACUUGUGCCUAGGUGCUCAGGUGAAUAUCUGCCAGGUGUUCUUGUAGGUGGUCUGAACCCCAGCCCCACGCCCACCCCUGCUGGGUCUUCAGAUUUGGUAAAGGUGAUUCCAGGAGCUGGUCUGGGUAUCCCACAGCUUCUGUGCAAACAAUUUCUGGUGACUGAGGAAGAUAUCAGGAAACAGGAAAGGAAAGUGAAGACAGCAAGAGAAAGGUUGGCCAUGGCACUGGCUGUAGACAGACUUGCUAGAGAGGCAGAGAAAAUGAGGGGCCAAGAAGCACAUCCUGAAAAACACCACGAGAAAAAAGAGAAGCUAGUGCAGGUGAAAUGGAGCAUGGGACUUUAUUAA
Neogale vison (American mink) is the source of this 636-nucleotide messenger RNA. RefSeq names its product methyl-CpG binding domain protein 3 like 1 (gene MBD3L1). The coding region runs from base 1 to 636 and encodes 211 amino acids. NCBI's taxonomy places the organism in Eukaryota, Metazoa, Chordata, Mammalia, Carnivora, Mustelidae. The record is from RefSeq and is a predicted model, not a curated record. The transcript has a single exon.